This is a messenger RNA of Nakaseomyces glabratus, 1725 nucleotides long. It is a transcript of the gene DLD1, whose product is annotated as D-lactate dehydrogenase. The record is from RefSeq and is a predicted model, not a curated record. Gene Ontology annotation, cellular component: mitochondrion. NCBI's taxonomy places the organism in Eukaryota, Fungi, Ascomycota, Saccharomycetes, Saccharomycetales, Saccharomycetaceae. Gene Ontology annotation, molecular function: FAD binding; D-lactate dehydrogenase (NAD+) activity; D-lactate dehydrogenase (cytochrome) activity. Gene Ontology annotation, biological process: lactate catabolic process.
AUGUUGGGUUCAAAAUUAGGUAGGCUUUACAAGAUAAAUGCCCGUGUUUCCACAAAUCUAGCCAGACACUGUGGUAGACGUGCUUAUGCAACUGGGAAAUCUACAAUCCCUACAAAUAUCAAACCAUUGGCAUUGGGUGCUAGUUUAAUUGUUGGGUCAUCAAUUGGUUAUUAUAUUGGUCAACUGAACUGCCACGAUGUUGUUAGUACAGAAUCAACAUCAAGAGGAUCCACCGUCUCACUUCAAAGCUUGGAACCAGUGAAAUACUGUGAAGAUAUUGACAAAGUUAUCACAAAAUUGAAAGAAGAGCUAAAUAAUAACGAGGAUAAAUAUUCCGUGGUGGAAUCUAACCUGGCCCAACACACCGAUACAUAUUUCAAUACUCAUCAUGCUGUAGAUGCAAAGUCCCAAGUCCCAUUAAUUAUUUUAUAUCCUGAAACAACUGAAGAGGUUUCAAAAUUGGUAAAAAUAUGUAAUGACAAUCAUGUCCCAAUGAUUCCAUUUGGUGGUGGUACCUCACUUGAGGGUCACUUUAUGCCAACCAGAGGACCACACUUGGUUGUGACUAUUGAUGUCUCAAAAUAUAUGAACAAUGUUGUUGUACUCCAUAAGGAUGAUCUUGAUGUGACCGUACAGGCUGGAGUUCCAUGGGAGGAUCUUAAUGAUUAUUUAGAGCCACAUGGACUUAUGUUUGGAUGUGAUCCUGGACCGGGAGCUUUAAUUGGUGGUUGUAUAGCAAACUCAUGUUCAGGCACAAACGCUUUCAAAUAUGGAACUAUGAAAGAAAAUGUGGUCAGUCUAACUGUUGUCCUACCGGAUGGUACUGUUGUAAAAACUAAAAACAGACCACGAAAAUCUAGUGCUGGUUAUAAUUUAAAUGGUUUGUUUACUGGCAGUGAAGGUACAUUAGGUAUAAUUACCGAAGCAACUGUAAAGUGUCAUGUUAAGGACAAAUUUGAAAGCAUAGCUGUGGUUUCUUUUAAGACAAUUCGAGAUGCGGCAGCAUGCUCUUCUGAACUUAUUCAAAGAGGUAUAAAAUUGAAUGCGAUGGAGUUAUUGGAUGAUAGUUUAAUGAGAAUUAUCAAUAAAUCUGAAAGUACUGAUAGGAAUGACUGGGUGGAGGAGCCCACUAUGUUCUUUAAAAUCGCUGGUAGAACACAAAAUAGUGUCAAUGAUUUGAUUAAGGAAGUCCAAAAUGUCGCCAAGGAAACCAACUCAACUGCAUUUCAGUUCGCAAAUAGCGUUGAUGAAAAAUUAGAGCUUUGGGAGGCACGUAAAGUUGCUUUAUGGUCCGUAAUAGAUGCCGCUAAAAGCGCCGGUGGCCCAAACGCUAAGGUUUGGACAACAGAUGUUGCAGUCCCAAUAUCUCAAUUUGCCACAGUUAUUAAUGAUACCAAAUCUGAUAUUCUAGAAAGUGGACUUACCUAUGGUAUAGUUGGUCAUGCAGGUGAUGGUAAUUUCCAUUGCUUCAUUGUGUAUAAUAGCGGGGAGGAAGAAAACAAAUGCCACCAACUAGUUGACAAUAUGGUUACAAGAGCGCUCAAAGCAGAUGGUACAUGUACAGGAGAACAUGGCAUUGGUUUGGGUAAGCGAGAUUACCUUUCACAAGAGUUGGGCCAAGAACCUAUUGAUUUGAUGAGGGCUAUAAAAAUGGCAAUUGAUCCGCACAGAGUAAUGAAUCCAGAUAAAAUAUUCCCAAUUGAUCCAAGUGAACCUAAUUUGUAA